AUAUCUUUACCUUUAUAUGUAGAGACGCGCGAAACCCGCUCAAUCAUGCUAAAAUGCGCAGUCCGUCAGCAUCCCAACUCUGAUCUAUGCCAACCCUUCCUUCCUUUUCCAACCCUUUAUACAGAGACCUCAGACCCUCUUCCUGUUGUUGUCUUGUGAUUACUUCAAUUCUACUUCUACGGCUAAACUGUGUCUAAAGCUACAACCAUAUGUCAUAGAAAGUGAAACAUUAUUAGGUAAAGAAAGGGGAGAAAAGGGGCUAGCAUAUAUACUAGUGCCUGUCAAGAGGUAGGCAGAGUCAAGAGGAAGUGGAGACUCAUGGAGGAGGGGAGGUUUCAGAAUUGUGGAGGGUUGGGUGUGAAAGUGAUGACUGAUGAGCAAAUGGAGAUGUUGAGGAAGCAAAUCUCUGUCUAUGCCACUAUUUGUGAGCAGCUUGUUGAGAUGCACAAGGCUCUCUCUGCCCAACAGGACUUUGCUGGCAUGGGGCUUGGGAAUCCAUACUGUGAUCCAUUACUGUCAUCUGCUGUCCACAAGAUAGGGUCGAGGCAGCGGUGGACUCCAAAACCAGCGCAACUUGAAAUCCUUGAGCAGAUUUUCAAACAAUGCAAUGCGACUCCAGGCAGGCAGAAGAUCAAAGAUAUAACCAGAGAACUCGCACAACAUGGUCAAAUUUCUGAAACAAAUGUCUAUAAUUGGUUUCAAAACAGGAGAGCUCGUUCAAAAAGAAAGCAAUCAGCCGUAGUGCCAAACAAUGGAGAAUCUGAAAUGGAGACAGAUGUUGAGUCUUUUAAAGAGAAGAAGACCAGGGCAGAAGACAGCCAACCUGACGAAAACACCACACCGAUGGCUGACCAUAUGUACUUCAACAGUCCAGACAUAGGAUUUGACCAGCUGAUGGGGAAGAUUGAAUCCCCAGGGAGCUGUAUUCCAUACUGGCAGAUGGAGCAAUAUGACUUGUUUGGAUGAUGUCUCUUUCAGAUCGAUAGAGAUGCUCCGGUAGAAGCUUGCUGAGUUCAAGGACGCUGAUAUUGAUAGUAAUAUAAUAGAGCAUUUAUGCAGCGAAAGAUAACAUGGUACGCAGAGAACUUACAUUCACAAGGCUUAUUAGGGCUUAGGACUAUCGUUGUGGCAUGCGUUUUACUGAUUGCCUAAUUCCAACCAUCUGGGUUAUUUAAGAUGAGUGAAAUAUCAUGGUAUUAGUGGUAGUAAAUUUUUUAUUUCUGAUUAUGUCAAGCUCUGUAUUUCACCCAUUUGAUUGGAUCUUUAUGAUUCUACAGUGCCUAGACCAUAUGCUUUGUGUGUAAAAAUUGAUUGAUUUAAUAGAAACCGAGCAUCAUGUAAAUCUGAA
This is a messenger RNA of Populus euphratica (Euphrates poplar), 1348 nucleotides long. RefSeq names its product WUSCHEL-related homeobox 8-like. Lineage: Eukaryota; Viridiplantae; Streptophyta; Magnoliopsida; Malpighiales; Salicaceae. The record is from RefSeq and is a predicted model, not a curated record. Bases 319 to 966 code for a protein of 215 amino acids. Gene Ontology annotation, molecular function: DNA-binding transcription factor activity; DNA binding. The transcript has 3 exons.